GUUUGGCCUCCCAUUGUGCGGUAGCAGGUACUGUUGUCAAAACACUGCUGAAACAGCUGUCAAAAGCACGUGCUGCAGCAGACAUGCCUAGAAAUGUAAACAUUGGCAUACGAGCACAACAUUCGCGCCGGUUCUAUUGCAGGUGAAAACACGUAAAAUGGGUAAACGAAGGUUUAAUGAAAAAGGCCGCCAAAAGGUGGAAACCAUUAUCGAUGAUUCGGAAACGAAAAAGAUCAAACUAGAUUUCGCUACUGACAACGAGUACGGUGUGCAGAAUGAUUCAAAUGCGUUGGUGCUACCGUCGAAAAAGCGUGAGACCAAAAUCAAGAAAGAUCGUACGGUGGUCACAAAAAUUCUGUCAAAGAAGCAACGCAAACGGUUGGAGAAGAUCGUCGAUCAGAAAAAGAAGAAAGAGAAUCGAACCUCGCUGAUUGCCUCGCUGGUCGCUGUACAAGCGUCUCAGGAAGAAUUGAGCGGCUUUCGCAAGCUGAGCGACGUUCAAACGAAAGGUCUUAAGCAACAUUUUAAGGAACAGAAGUAUGGUGUUACGUUAGUGCCAAAACCUGCCACACGCGCGAUAGCACCUGGAGUGGCCAAGAUAAAAAGUUUGGUCGGUAGUCGACGGAAACGUUUGGCACUAUUGCGCCAAGCAGAUCCAGCAUCGGCAGAAGACGAAGAGAGUAAAUAUGACCCAAACAUUGUUGGUUUAAACGACCCCUCUUCAUCGUCGAGUGAAGAUGAAUCCGAAGUAUCGGAGGAGAGGGAGGAAAAUGCUUUCGAGGAUGAACAGGAUCAAAUUGCUCCCACUGUGGUGGAAGGUGAAAACAAUGAAAACGAACCAACGGAAAAUUCGGCCAUCCCGCUUGCACCGUUAGAGAGCGAAGAAGCAUCUAAAACUUCACCAGCUGUUACACCGACCGAUACAAAAAAGGACGAUACUCCCAUUGUAGUGGACCGUAAACCUGCCACCUACAUUCACGUGGAUCGAAAUGCGAAAAUACAAGCUGAUCGUUUAAAGCUACCAAUUCUCGGCGAGGAACAAAUGAUAAUGGAGACGAUAAGUGAAAACAAAAUAACGAUUCUGGCCGGUGAAACGGGAAGCGGUAAAACGACACAAGUUCCACAGUUCCUGUACGAAGCGGGAUAUGCAGAACGGGGUCUUAUCGGAAUAACUGAACCACGCCGUGUUGCCGCCGUAUCCAUGUCGAAGCGCGUAGCGAUGGAAAUGAAUUUGUCCACCGAUGUAGUCUCGUACCUGAUUCGGUACGAAGGUAACGUGACGGAUCAAACCAAAAUCAAGUUCAUGACGGACGGUGUGCUGCUCAAGGAGAUCGAGGUGGAUUUUCUAAUCAGCAAGUACUCCUGCAUCAUUCUGGACGAAGCGCACGAACGUAGCGUCUACACGGACAUUCUGAUGGGGCUGCUGUCGCGCAUUGUACGGUUGCGCGAAAAACGUGGCAAUAAUCCGCUGCGCGUCAUCAUCAUGUCGGCUACGCUGCGCGUACAAGAUUUCACGGAAAACAAAAAACUGUUCCUCGACACACCGCCCGUAAUUAGUAUCGAUUCGCGUCAGUUUCCGGUGACGGUGCAUUUUAACAAAACCACUCCGGACGAUUAUCUGCGGGAGGCUUUUUUGAAAACGGUAAAAAUUCACACCAAACUUCCGGACGGCGGAAUACUAGUGUUUCUGACCGGCCAGAAGGAGGUGAACACGAUGGUACGCAAGUUGCGCAAGAUGUUUCCAUUUCAUGCUGGGAAAGAAGAGACGGCCAUCGUGAAGAAAGUGGAAAAAAGGGACGCUGAUGAGGACGAAGAAAAAGACGAAGAUGAGGAGUUUAAUAAUUUUUUUCGAGGCAAGAAGGCCCACAAGGAGGCGAAAUCAAAGCCUCAGAAGAAACACAAGCGUGGUGACGUAUCGGUUCCGGUACUGCCACAGAUUAAUCUAGAUGCGUACGAUCUACCUCAUGUGGAUGAUACGGAAGGAGAUUUAGCGGAAGGUAAUGAAACCGACAGUGAGGUGGAUGACGGAACGGACGACGAACUGGAUGAGGAAAAUCUUUCCACGAGUGUUUCCGCCCUACGAAAGAGUCAACCUCUGUGGGUGCUGCCACUCUACUCGAUGCUUUCGCCCGAAAAGCAGCAACGGAUUUUUCAAGCCACACCGGAAGGAGCACGGCUGUGCGUGGUUGCUACGAACGUAGCCGAAACAUCGCUUACCAUUCCGGACAUUAAGUACGUGGUGGAUACAGGCCGGCAGAAGACGAAACUGUACGACAAAACGACCGGUGUGACGGCAUUCGUCGUAACGUACACGAGUAAAGCUUCGGCCAACCAACGAGCCGGUCGUGCAGGUCGUGUUGCCCCUGGUCACUGUUACCGCCUCUACUCCAGUGCCGUCUACAACUACGAGUUUCUAGAUUUCGCACCACCCGAAGUGCAGCAAAAGCCGGUCGAUGGGUUGAUGCUGCAGAUGAAGUGUAUGGGAAUCGAUAAGGUGACAAACUUCCCGUUCCCAUCGCCACCCGAUCCGAUACAGCUGCAGUCCGCCGAACGUCGUUUGCUGCAGCUCGGAGCACUAGAGGAAAUAAUUGUCCGUGCACCGGAAGGAAGCCGCAAGGUGCAAAAGAAUCAAACGCUUACACGCGUGACCGAGCUGGGCCGUACGAUGGUGGCGUUUCCGGUCGCUCCACGGUUUGGGAAAGUUCUUGCCCUUAGCCAUCAGCACGCGCUGCUUCCGUACGCGAUCUGUCUCGUGGCCGCACUGUCCGUCCAGGAAGUGCUGGAGGAGGUGUCCCUGUCCGAAGCGGGUAAUCAUACAGAAAGUGGCAAACGUUGGUGCCACAAGCGGAAAGUGUGGGCCGGCACCGGUGAAUCAUUGCUGCUGGGUGACCCAAUGAUACUGCUGAAAGCGGUCGGAGCGGCAGAACAUGCCAACAGUAAGGGCAUGCUGGAAGAGUUCUGCGAAGAGAAUGGAAUCCGUCUGAAAGCAAUUCGAGAAAUAAGGAAAUUGCGCAUACAGCUCACGAACGAGGUGAAUGCCAACCUGCUCGAUAUGAAUCUGCUAGUCGAUCCGAACAUGCCACCACCGACGGCUACACAAAUACGGCUGCUACGACAGCUGCUUCUCAUUGGUAUGGCGGAUCAGAUCGCGCGCAAGAUACCAGAGAGUGAGAUCAAGCUGAAGACAGAUGCGCGCAGGCUGAAGCACGCGUACAAUCUGCCCAUGAUCGAUGAGCCCGUCUUUCUGCACGCCAGCUCCGUGCUGAGACGGGAACAUCCGGAAUGGGUUUGCUACCAGGAAGCGUACGAAGCGAUCGUACCGACGGGGGAAGAUGCCGGCGAGGAGAGCAACAAAACGAAGAUGUUUCUGCGUGGCAUUACGGCCAUCGAACCAGACUGGUUGCCGAAGUUUGUACCGAACGUGUGUAACGUGAUCGAUGUGCUAGAGGAACCGAUCGCACCAUCGUAUAAUGUGCAAAACGAUACGAUCGAAUGUCACGUAAAGGCAACGAUCGGCAAAACGAGCUGGGUGCUACCGAGUGCCGAGGUGGAGAUGCCCAGAAAUAUGCUUCGCUGCAAAUAUCUUCUAAAGUUUAUUCUAUCCGGCGUCGUCUUCAAGAAGCUCAAACAGUUUCGGAAAUCAUUACUUUCGUCUCCGGAUUCGGUGCUGAAGCAAUAUUCGACAGCAGUUCCACGAAUCGAUGCAGCUCUGAAGUUGAUGCUGGUGAAUGGAAUAUUCAAUGCACAGCGUUUCCGCGACCUUUGGAAAUCGAAUGAAAAGUUUUUUCUAAAUGAAUAUUGUGAAUUUCUGCCGGUUUCAUGUCACGAGAACGUUGGGAAGUUGUGGCCACCUACGGAGAAAAAUUGGCUGUAGUAAAAAACGAACGUACAAAUAAAUUGGGACAAUGUGACAAUAAUCCCAUU
Messenger RNA from Anopheles funestus (African malaria mosquito), 3924 nucleotides. RefSeq names its product probable ATP-dependent RNA helicase kurz (gene kz). Gene Ontology annotation, cellular component: nucleolus; intracellular anatomical structure. Lineage: Eukaryota; Metazoa; Arthropoda; Insecta; Diptera; Culicidae. Bases 158 to 3874 code for a protein of 1238 amino acids. The transcript has 4 exons. Gene Ontology annotation, molecular function: RNA binding; ATP binding. Gene Ontology annotation, biological process: maturation of SSU-rRNA from tricistronic rRNA transcript (SSU-rRNA, 5.8S rRNA, LSU-rRNA). The record is from RefSeq and is a predicted model, not a curated record.